Molecule: messenger RNA, 2559 nt
Organism: Liolophura sinensis
Lineage: Eukaryota; Metazoa; Mollusca; Polyplacophora; Chitonida; Chitonidae
Product: toll-like receptor 13
Exons: 1
Coding region: 178-2559 (793 amino acids)
Biological process (GO): immune response; toll-like receptor signaling pathway; inflammatory response
Cellular component (GO): plasma membrane
Molecular function (GO): protein binding; transmembrane signaling receptor activity
Source: RefSeq, a predicted model, not a curated record
ACAGAAGAACAAUAAUGUCUAAUUUACCCAUAAAAUAUCCAAGAACUAUAAGUCUGUUGUCAACUGUUUGCAGUAACUUGAACAGUAGAAAGCCCUAAUCUUUCGUCAUUUCGCGCUGUAUUAUAUAUUUUCGUUUUCAGAGCCCUUCGUCGCCACGUUGAUAUAGAAAACGUAAUAAUGAUCAUGAUUUCCGCGCGCAAACAGAGUGUGACGUCACUUAUGGUUUUUGUCACCUGCUUUGUCGUCUGCUUUAGAGAAUGCCGUACGGUUUCAAUGACUACAACAUCAGGAAUAGAUUCCCAUGUCGACACAGGUAUCCUGGAUGCUAACCAUGGCAGCAUUGGCAAGACGAGAACCAGCACAUUGGUUAAUGCACAGGCUGGGCUGACACUUGCAGAUACUGGGGACCAGGAAUUCCUCUCUAGUCUGCAUAUCACAAGGAUGAAACAGAGCGUCAGUGAUGGCUUACAAAGUGGCUUCGACCAGAGACCUGCAAAUCUUGACAAAAGUUGUCCUCUGUCAGAUUUCUGUAAAUGCACUAUGUCGAGAAGAGAAAUGAAGUGCACUGGUAACAUACCGUACAUCCCAGUGCCUCCUGCUUACGUGACUUCUGUCACGGUUUUACGCGCGUCGUUCGGAGCGCUGACAAAACAGACUUUGACUAACGUAACUAACGUUUCCCUGUCAUGUCUAAACUUGACACACUCGGAGAUAACCCACAUCGAGAGAGAUGUUUUUCUCGGUUUUAAAUUCUGCCAAGGAGCAAAAUUAGACCUGAGCGGGAAUAACCGUAUAUAUUUGAGAGGGCUAAAAAUGGCAUUCUGUGAUCUCGCUUCUUCCAAUGUAUCCGUAUUACAGUUGGAUAACAUGAACUUCAAGACUUUCCCUUCUGGUCUUUUGGACUGUUUAUUAGGCUCAAAGAUAAGAAGUCUGAGUUUACGUAACAACAACUUUUUGACAUUCUCGGGCCAGGCUCUGUCACCGCUGGGAGAACUGACCACGUUGAUUCUGACGUACAACAACAUUACCUAUUUACAGGACGUUGAAGGCUUCAGGAAUUUAACUUUUCUUGGGCUGGGUUGGAACAAUUUCACGAAAAUCCCACGACUUUUCAAAAAGACCUCGCCUGAUGACAGCGUCUACCCAAAGCUUCAGAUGCUAAGACUUGGAUAUAAUCGAAUUCUGGAGAUAGCGAAAGAGGACUUUUCCGGUCUACGAAACCUUAAAUACUUAGAGUUGAAGUUUAACUACAUUAGAAGACUCGCAAAUAAUUUGUUUAGGGAAACGCCCGAAUUAGAACGACUUCAUCUUAAGCAUAAUAAUAUCCGUCAGAUUUCCAGCUUCGCUUUUAAUAGAUUCUCGUUACGUUAUUUGGACCUCUCAGUAAACGCUUUUCAUUUCAGCACUGCCGACACUAAAAACUUCUUCAAACUGUGUCCAAACCUGGAUGUGCUUUAUUUGACGGAUAAUAUUAUGGACAUCAACAACACUGCUUUAGAGGAACUUUUUUCUCCGCUCUCUAAGCUCACACGACUGAUAAUAGAAAACAUGCCUAUCUAUAAACGUCUACUGGAACCUCUGUUUAGGGUUCUUCCUUCAUUGAGAGAAUUGAUUGCCUCCAGUAAUAGUAUCAGUGAUUGGACGCCUGGUGUAUUCACAGAGGCCAAGAAACUGGAAAAACUUUACAUGGACUCUAAUAAAAUUUCUACGAUUUCCGAAUAUUCAUUUCCUAAAUAUCUCUUGGCCAACCUCAAGAAAUUGAAUCUGGCCGGCAACCCUUUCGCUUGCACCUGCGAUUUAAUGUGGUUCAGGAAUUGGAUUCGAACCACCAACGUAACUAUCGUGGCUCUGAACCACAAAGCUUACAAAUGUUACUCUCCGAAAGAAUGGAAACAUAAGAACCUGGUGUCCUUCAAUCCUACAGUAGAAUCUUGUACUGUAAAGAAGUUAAACUUGCCCUUAAUACUUGGCGCGUCCCUGGGUACGGCUGCCGUCGUAAUUGCGAUUACUGUGACUGUGUUUGUUCGUUACAGGAUGCACAUUAGCUACUGCUGUUUCCUUACACGUUCCAAACUCAAAGGAUACACGGAAAUCGAGGACACGGAAGGGUACGAUUAUGACGCCUUCGUCGUUUACAGUGCCACAGACCGGAACUGGGUGAUCCAGGAACUCUUAGCCAGGGUGGAAGAUAGGGAAGGAUUUAAGCUAUGUUUGUACGACAGGGACUUUAUACCUGGAACCGACAUUGUAGACAAUAUCAUGGUUAACAUGGAGGCCAGCAGGAAAGUCAUUCUCGUCCUUUCUGAUAGCUUCGCUGCCAGCGAAUGGUGUGAAUGGGAGUUAAAAAUGGCCCAGCACAAGCUUCUCGAUGAAAGGAGAGAGAUUCUUAUCCUAGUGAAACUAGGAGACAUUCAGUACCGUAACAUGACGAACCGACUAAUGCUUCUGAUGCGAGACAAGAUAUACAUAGACUGGUCUGACUGUGAACUGAGCAGAGACAUGUUCUGGCAGAAGCUGAUUCGGGCACUUAGCAGACCGUCGGAACCCACCGCAGCCUGA